AUGGCUACAAAUGAUUAUCAAGCUCGUGUUGACGAAACUAUUAAAAUGCAUGGCAAUCGAAUUGAUGAAGUCGAAUAUGUAUACAUUGAAUUUCGUAAAAAUGGCGAACAUGAUGAUUAUCGUAGAGCAGUAACACGGGCAGACUAUGAACGAGUAGCGGCUACAAUACAACAACCGACAUUACCAUUUGACAAAUUUAUCAAAGUAUUAAGACCAUUCAUGAUGGGUGCUUUCGCACAUGAUGAUAUACCUGAGGCAUUUCGUUUGUUAGAUUCUGAUCAUUCAGGUACAAUUGAUAUUGGUGAAUUAGCCGCUUUUAUGCCUGCUAUCCUACCUAAUAGUAAUCCAUAUAUAUUACUUCAUCAUAUUCAACAAGUUGAUAAAAAUAAUGACUUUAAAUUGAACCUAGAGGAAUUUACUGCACUUAUUCAUCGAGGAAUUGGACGAGAUAUUACACUUGGACGUCUUUAA
Molecule: messenger RNA, 471 nt
Organism: Rotaria socialis
Lineage: Eukaryota; Metazoa; Rotifera; Eurotatoria; Philodinida; Philodinidae
Source: the annotation of a GenBank genome assembly